Messenger RNA from Lachnellula hyalina, 771 nucleotides. RefSeq lists its product as uncharacterized. The record is from RefSeq and is a predicted model, not a curated record. NCBI's taxonomy places the organism in Eukaryota, Fungi, Ascomycota, Leotiomycetes, Helotiales, Lachnaceae. The coding region runs from base 1 to 771 and encodes 256 amino acids. The transcript has a single exon.
AUGAAGAUGACUUCUAAGAGAAUCCUCCUCAUCAAUCCUAAUUCGUCAACUUCCAUGACGGAUGGCUUGUCUACUUUACUCAAGGAAAUGAAUCGGAAUGGAACUACCUCAUCCCAAAUCGAGACUUAUACAGCUCCUUCCGGCCCAUCAAGUAUCAACAACGAAGAUGAUGCCCUCGAAACUGCAAAGAUCGUUCUCGCAGAUCUGGAACUAAGACUUUCUAAUUACGACGCCUACCUCGUCGCCUGCUACAGCGUCCAUCCUCUUGUCGGCAUGCUCAGAAAGAAAGUUGCCCCUCAUGUACACGUGACCGGUAUCUUCGAAGCCAGCAUUUCUACAUCUCUAUCCUUGCUACCGCUGGGAUCCGGAAGCAGUUAUUCGAGGUUCGGGAUUGUUAGUACGGGCACUUACUGGGAGAAAGCCCUAUCGAAAGGAGUGAAGGACUUCCUAGAGGUGGAUGAUUUGAAGAGCUGCAAGAGGUUCAAAGGGGUCGAAACCACAGGAUUAAAUGCUGGGGAGUUGCAUACAGCACCACCGGAGCUGGUUAGGAGGAAGAUGAUGGAGGCGACGAAGAGAUUGGUGAAGGACAAGGAUGUUCGGGUUGUUAUUCUGGGGUGUGCUGGAAUGGCAGGGUUGGAUACUAUUGUUGAGGAGGCUUUGGUAGAGGAACUUGGGGAUGAUGCAAAGUAUGUGCAUGUUCUAGAUGGGGUAAAAGCUGGUCUUGGGAUGCUGGAGAGUUUUCUUCGGGCUUUACCUCCUAAGAAAAAGUAA